AACCAAAUGAUACUGAAAUUUCUGAUGUCAUUGAUAUUAAUGCAUUUAUUAGUAAACUUAUUGAGAGUGAAUUUAAAAGGGAAUUAAAUAAAUUUAUUGAUAGUAAAGAUGGAUGUAGUAGCAAUCUUAUAUUCUUAAGUCUAGUCGAUCAAAAGAUUAAUAGAGUAUUUCUAGAGAGAUAUAAUUUUUCAAAUGAAUUUAUUAUGUUUAUCGAUAAAUGCAAGACUAUAGCCUUUGAUAAAGACAAUCGAACUAAAUUUACUAACAAUAUUUUAAACGAUAUUCAAUCAAUCAGAAGUAAAUUAGAUGAUAAUGAAAAUAAUAAAAAGACAUUGAUUAAACAUUUGGAUAAUUUAUCAGAAAUAUGCGAUUUAGUUCAG
Messenger RNA from Scutellospora calospora, 380 nucleotides. The record is from the annotation of a GenBank genome assembly. NCBI's taxonomy places the organism in Eukaryota, Fungi, Glomeromycota, Glomeromycetes, Diversisporales, Gigasporaceae.